Molecule: messenger RNA, 1435 nt
Organism: Dufourea novaeangliae
Lineage: Eukaryota; Metazoa; Arthropoda; Insecta; Hymenoptera; Halictidae
Product: neurotrimin-like
Exons: 10
Coding region: 2-1399 (465 amino acids)
Biological process (GO): synapse organization; homophilic cell-cell adhesion
Cellular component (GO): neuronal cell body; axon; plasma membrane
Molecular function (GO): axon guidance receptor activity; protein binding
Source: RefSeq, a predicted model, not a curated record
CAUGGUGCUACUCGGUUGGACGCUUUGCAUUUUCGUCGUCGGAACUCGGGCGGCGGUGAACAACGGCUUCAAAAGUUACCCGACAACGGUGAAGACCUUCGAGAACGAUACGGUUCUACUUCCGUGUUACGUCGAGGACCUUGAUAACGUGCAGACCAGGGUGAGAUGGUGGAGGGACGGAAUCCUUUUGGCUGAUAGCGGUGAACCACGACACGUGUCGCCCGAAAGAGUUCGAAUGUACACGAACAGGAGCCUGGAGGUCUCCCACGUGAAACGGAACGAUACCGGGGAAUAUGUGUGCCAGGCGUCUCGACCCGCUCCCUGGGGACACGCCACGCAAGUACACGAGAUCGAAGUGAUGUACCCGCCUAGCAUCCGUCCAGUGCCGGAGUCCGGAAAACUGGAAGUUAAUUUGGGAGAGGAAGCGGUUUUGGCGUGUGUGUCGAAAGGUGUUCCGGUCCCUAUCAUAUCCUGGAUGAACCAGAACGGUGAGAUACCGACUUUACAUGACGGAUCGCAUCUGCGAUUUCACAUUGACAACCCUAUCCUCGCUGGCCGUUACACUUGCGUGGCGAACAACGACGUCGGCGAACCCGCAACAGCGAACAUAGACCUAUACGUCCGAUACAAGCCGAAAAUCGAGGUGGCAGAAACCUGGAUCCACGCGCCGCCUGGGAUCCGUGUGCAAUUGCAUUGCGGUGUGACCGCUUGGCCAGAGGCGAAGGUGGAGUGGUAUUUCAACAACAGAAGCGUGAAAUAUUCGUCGAGGAUAGUGAAGCACAACUCGGGCCGCGAUCACAGUUUGGUGAUAAGGAACGUCAGGACGACGGAUUACGGUUUCUACUUGUGCAGGGCUUCUAAUUCCAUAGGAAUCACCGAGGCGGUGGUCGAGUUAUCAGGUAUUGCGAACCCAGCCGUCUUCAAAAAGAUCUCGCACGGUCCCUCCAAGUCCUCGUACGAUUUCGUCUGGGAGGUCUACAGUUACAGUCCCAUCGACCAGUAUGAGUUCAGGUUUCGAAAAAUCAAGAAUGGCGUUCCCGGCCAAUGGCACACCCUCUACAUACCAAAUGGCAGCGACGGCUACAGUUACGUUCAUACGUAUUCAUUCGUCCUGACCGGGCUGGAAGAAGCGACUCACUACGAGGCGGUAGUUUUGUCGAAAAAUCGUUACGGUUGGAGCAAACCCUCGGACAUAAUGCGUUUCGCGACGGAAGGCGCUCCCGACGAGAACAACUAUGUGACUAACGCGAUACUGGAGGACAAGAUAAUUCCUGUGGUACAACUUGCAUCGAUGUCGCAUCACUCUACCUUAGGCGCCGACAGAAGCGGGUCGACACUCAACCGAGUAGAAAUGAUGAUAAUGAUUCCUGUAUUAUAUAUGUUUAGCGUAAACCUCUAAAAUUUUCAAUUAUUUCUGUAUAAAGUAAGCUAGACU